Dictyostelium discoideum AX4 is the source of this 1518-nucleotide messenger RNA. RefSeq lists its product as hypothetical. The transcript has 2 exons. NCBI's taxonomy places the organism in Eukaryota, Evosea, Eumycetozoa, Dictyosteliales, Dictyosteliaceae. The coding region runs from base 1 to 1518 and encodes 505 amino acids. The record is from RefSeq and is a predicted model, not a curated record.
AUGAUCAAAAAAAAUAAAUUACUAGUUUUAAUAAUUUUAAAUUUUUUAAUAAAUUCUAUUUAUUCUGAUAGACCAUUAAUCAAUUAUAUUGAACCAUUAACUAGAAAUGAUAAUAAAUUAUCAGUGUUUGGUAGAUUUUUUGGAGAGAAAUUACAAGAUGUUAAAGUUGAAAUCGAUGGUAAACCAUAUAAAAUAAGUGAAUGGAGUAAUUCAAGUUUUGAAGUAACUUUACAACCACCAAAUCCAAAGCAAUCAAAAAUUAAAGUUACAACACCAAUUAAUUCUGUUGAGAAGGAGAUUUACUUUUUAAAUGAAAAUUGUUUAGGAAUUGAUGUUUGUAAUGGGCAUGGAAUAUGCAUUAAAAAUAGUACAGAAUGUGUAUGUAAUGAACCAUGGUCUGGUAAAGAUUGCUCCAUAAUCACUGGCGAAUCUAUGAUAGAGUUAGUUGAUAAACCUAAAGUUUACACAUCAACAAAAUUAAAUAUUUUUAAAAUUCCUGAAAUUGAAAAUAUUAAUUUUAACACUAGUUUUGGAUUAGUAUUAAAAGAGUAUACUAAGAAUGAUAUAAUUCUUAACACUUAUUUAUUAACGCCCUCUAUUCAAUAUGGGAGUAUAAAAGGACCAGAUUUACAAGUUUACAGAUACAGAACCAAUACAUUAAUAUCUUCGUCAGAUCAUUCAUUCAAUUGUGACAUCACUCUAACUCAUUAUCAAUCUAAUCAAACUAAAAGUUUCUAUAAUCAAUAUAUUAAUGAAUUAAAAGAUUCAUUUGCAUUGAGUGUAAUAAUUAAUAAUUUCAUACCAAUUUCACCAACUAAUAAAUUAACAUUAUUCAUUUAUCCAAUGAUAAAAUCAAAGAAAUCAUUUGGUGGUAAAUUAAGUACAAUUGUCAAUGAUAAUAAUAAUAAUAAUAAAAUUGAUGAAAAUGAUGAUGGUCAAUACAUUAAUGGUACAACAAGUAUUAAAAUGUCAAUUGGUACUCAAAAAUUAAGAAUUAAUCUUUAUAAUUUUGGUUUAUUUUCUCAAAAAUUUACAACUUUUAAUACUUCAAUUGUUGAAAUUUUUAAUAAUACAAAUAAUAUAAAUAAUACUAAUAAUAGUGAUAGUAGUGAUAAUAGAGUUAUUGAUAAUGAUAUUUAUUCUAUAAUUUCAAUAACUUCAAAUUCAUCAAAAUAUAUUUAUUUUAAUGCAGAUUUUUAUCCAUAUUUGGAUGAUUCUGAAAAUGUAGAUAGUUCUGAUAAAUUAACUUUAUUUAGUGACGAAGAGAGUGGUAGUAGUGAUAGUAUUAGUAGUAGUAGUGGUAGUGGUAGCAGUAGCAGUAGUAGCAGUGAUAAUAAUACAAGGAAUAUUAUUGAUGAUAGUAAACAUAAUUUAACACCAACUCAAAAUAUUACUACCGAAGUUAAUCAUGAAAAUCAUCAAAAUGAAAGUAAUAGUAGUAGUAGUAUUGGAAAUAAAUUACCAAUUUCGAUAAUAACUUAUUUUGGCCCUGUUUUUAUUUUUUGGAAGUUAAUUUGA